GGCUGAGAAGUACCACAAGGAGUACAGGGAGAUGUACAGGUGUGAGAUCCGCAUGGGGCGGACGGCCCGCAAGGUUGGGAACUUCUACGUCCCAGCUGAGCCCAAGUUGGCCUUCGUCAUCAGGAUCAGGGGUAUCAACGGCGUCAGCCCCAAGGUUCGCAAGGUUCUCCAGCUCCUGCGUCUGCGUCAGAUCUUCAUCGGAGUGUUCGUCAAACUGAACAAGGCUUCCGUCAACAUGCUGAGGAUCGCCGAGCCCUACAUCGCUUGGGGGUACCCCAACCUGAAGUCUGUGCGCGAGCUGAUCUACAAGCGUGGCCACGGCAGGAUGACCAAGCAGCGCAUCGCCCUCACAGACAACGCCCUGGUCGAGAAGGCCCUGGGUAAAUACAGCAUCAUCUGUGUGGAGGACCUGAUACACGAGAUCUACACAGUCGGAAAUAACUUCAAGCCUGCCAACAACUUCCUGUGGCCCUUCAAGCUGUCCACACCCCGCGGUGGCAUGAACAAGAAGACUACUCACUUUGUGGAGGGAGGAGAUGCUGGAAACAGGGAAUCUUUCAGUGGAAUGUGA
Molecule: messenger RNA, 571 nt
Organism: Coregonus clupeaformis (lake whitefish)
Lineage: Eukaryota; Metazoa; Chordata; Actinopteri; Salmoniformes; Salmonidae
Product: 60S ribosomal protein L7-like
Exons: 1
Coding region: 32-571 (179 amino acids)
Biological process (GO): maturation of LSU-rRNA from tricistronic rRNA transcript (SSU-rRNA, 5.8S rRNA, LSU-rRNA)
Cellular component (GO): cytosolic large ribosomal subunit
Molecular function (GO): RNA binding; structural constituent of ribosome
Source: RefSeq, a predicted model, not a curated record